Ziziphus jujuba (common jujube) is the source of this 528-nucleotide messenger RNA. Its product is annotated as cell number regulator 2-like. Lineage: Eukaryota; Viridiplantae; Streptophyta; Magnoliopsida; Rosales; Rhamnaceae. Bases 1 to 456 code for a protein of 151 amino acids. The transcript has 4 exons. The record is from RefSeq and is a predicted model, not a curated record.
AUGUCCUCGGACCCUUAUGUCUCAGCUCACAGUUCUCAAACCCCACCACAGCUUCCACAUCAUCCUCGCCCGAAAACUCGUCCACUGGCCUCUGUGACUGCUUCUCCGAUGUUGCAUAUUACUUUUGGCCAAAUUUCUGAGAUUGUUGAUAAAGGGUCAUCAUCUUGUGAAGUAAAUGGAGCACUUUACGCAUUGGUUUACUUUGGGAGUGGUGGCCAAUGUAUCUAUUCAUGGUUUUACCGAACCAAGAUGAGGCAACAAUAUGCACUGAAGGAAAGCCCUUGUUGUGAUUGUUUGGUUCAUCGCCUCUGUGGGCGAUGUGCUCUUUGCCAAGAGCAUCGUGAGCUCCAAAACCGCGGCUAUAACAUGAUUCUUGGAUGGCACGGAAAUGUGCAGGAAAAAAAUCAAGAAGUGGCCGUGGCUCCACUGGUGGAAGGAGGCAUGUCCCGUAAAUGAAAUUUCUACUUCAGCUAGUUUUACAAAUUAACUAGCCUUUGCAUAUAUAUCUAUAUAUAUAUAUAUAUAUAU